GGAGUGGCUCUCAAGGCUUGCACUCCAAACAAGUGUUUAAAGAGAGGAGGGCUCUGUCAGACUCUACUAAGUCCAAGAUGGGUAGGAAACCUUGCUGCUCUAAAGAAGAUAUCAACAGAGGAGCUUGGACAGCAGAGGAGGACAGGAUCCUUAAAGCCUACAUCAAAGCCAAUGGAGAAGGAAGAUGGAGAAGCCUCCCUAAGAAAGCAGGCCUCAAGAGAUGUGGAAAGAGCUGCCGGCUCCGAUGGCUGAACUACCUUAGGCCUGACAUCAAAAGAGGGAACAUAACAUGUGAAGAGGAGGAUCUUAUCAUUAGGCUCCACAAGCUCUUAGGAAACAAGUGGUCGCUGAUUGCAGGGCGAUUACCAGGGCGAACAGACAAUGAAAUCAAGAACUAUUGGAAUACUUGUUUGAAGAAGAAGGUCCAAGGCCAGCACCAAGCCAAAAGAUCCCAGCCACCAGUCAAGGAGGCAACCGAAUUGGUUCGAACGAAGGCUAUUCGAUGUGCUAAUAUGUUCAUCCCACCCCAGCAACACGUUGCUCAAAACCAAGAGAAAAACGUUACUAUCGAACCAGCCAUGAUUGGAGAAUUGGCUACUGAGAAGGUAGCAAACUCGAGAUCUGAUGAUCACUCUCCUAUCGAUCCUCGAGAAGACACUUGGUGGGAUGUGCUGGUGGGGCUGGAUAAGAGCAAUGGAUCCACAUCAGAAGCUCGAGACCUUGAUUUUAUCCAACUAUGGGGCAGUGAAUCACCAUGCAGCCAGUAUACCAGAAGAGAUAUCUUUGAAGAUUGGAUGAGUGAUGCAGCACUGCCCUUUGAAGUGGAGCUGAAAUCACUGGCUGAUUUCCUGAACUGUGAGGAUGAAUGGCUUGGAGGAGAGCUUUAGGAUGAGAACCAACUAAGUUUUGGAUAGAUGAACAGAGGUGUACUCCCAGCUGAAAACACUAAAUGCAUGCACAGCUCUCACAAUGCUGUGCUUCUUGUUGCACCAAAAUAAGAUUCCCACAGUUAAAUCUACUUAGAAAGUGGUGUCUCCUUUCAUGGUGUAUCCAUCACCUUUGCAUUAAUAAAUGAG
This is a messenger RNA of Elaeis guineensis (African oil palm), 1076 nucleotides long. Its product is annotated as transcription factor MYB1-like. The record is from RefSeq and is a predicted model, not a curated record. Lineage: Eukaryota; Viridiplantae; Streptophyta; Magnoliopsida; Arecales; Arecaceae.